GGGGGUGGGAUGGGUGUGUGUGCGGGGGUUUGUAGCUGAGGGGCGUUCGAUCCCAGUAUUUUAACGCAGGAUACCAAGUCUGUUGGUUUGGACUGUUAAUCACCAGAAUCAAACAUUAUCUGUGUUAGGUGCCAGCACUCCUCUAAGAAAGGAAAAUGACUUUGGAGAAUGACACAUCUAUGGAAUUUUGAAGGUUUUUCUUUUCAUUUUUUAUUUAUUGAUUUUUUUUGUUUUGUUUGUUUUGUUUUUCUGGAGUGGGGGCGCCAAACAAACCAAACGAAUACGCGAUGUUUGCUGUGUGAGACUAGCUUGAACUCCCGUUGCACGUAAUCCGAACUGGUACUUGCGCUAUCAAAGAUUUUUUUAUAAGACAUUUGACGUUUAUACUCAAAGUUAAAGUUAUUUGGAUACAUUUUACGAUAAAAAAAAAUAAAAUCAGAAGCCCUGCUUUGGACGGCCUGAAAGCCAAGGCGGAACGAGAGAGGUUGCCGAAGAUGAAGAGUCAUCAGAUGUCCUCUGUGGCAAAAAUUGCGCUCACUUUCUAAAAAAAAGUGUAGAUUUGAAGUACAGUGGUGAAACUCAUUAAAUGUGACAUUUAAAGAACAAAAACACUGUUGUGGCUUUGCUUAUUAUUAUUAUUAUUAUUUUUUUUUUAUCUGUUUUUGUUAGGAUCUUCAGAGCAACUUCAGAGCUACACUGUUUGCGUACUUAAGCAUCAUGUUAUAUUGUGUGCUGCCACCGUGUGGUCACACUGUGUAUUUCCCGCACAGGGCUGUUUUGUGAACACACACUGAUCUUCUUUUCAUUCCGGACAGGUAUAGUUUGUAGUACUGUGGUACUAAUUACAAAUUACCAGCAAUUACGGGAGUUGGAAGAUUUUAAAAAACCAGCUGAUUAUCCACCUUUGAGCAGCUCAGGAGGACUAACUGGUCUUCAUGUGAGCAGGUGGAGGUGGGUCAUUACUCAGGUCUUAAGUCUGCUUUCUACCCCUUUAAAAAAAAAAGGGAAUGGCCCCUUUCAACCAAAAUGGGGGUACUCAUCUGAUCACAUGUAGGUGGGGUGGGGGUGUGCCAAGCAGCCGAAACAACGUGAAUCACCCUGCAAUGCAGACGGAAGUGGGGACAUCGAUAGCAAUAUCGAUACAGCAGUCAGCACCUGCCAUUUCACAACCAGAGACUGACUGGAGGAACUGCUGGUAAACCAGACUAGGACAGUCCCACCUGUACUGUAACAUCCUUUCCCAGGAUACACGAAUGAUAAUUAUUCACCAUCCUGUGAUGAAUAAUUAGCAACUGCUUCCAUUCAGUACUUAAAAUGGCUGACAUUUCACAUCUAGGCUUACUGGGCAUUACACAUCCCCCUAGCUGUGAGAAUGAAUGUGUCCCUUUUACUAGGAGAUCAUCCUUUGUUUAAGUAUCACGCAAAAGAAUGGCAGUGCAUUCAAUGGUUAAAAUUCCUCGUCAAAUUUUACGGAUGUCCUAGGCAUUACUCACCGGCUAAAAUAAUGAUAGCAUUUUAGACCAGAUAUUUGUUUAUAUUUGCUGACAUGCAGUAGAAUGGAGGUGCAUUCCUGGUGGGGGAAAAUGCCUAGUCAUGUUUCACAGAUGUACGAGGCACUUAAUGCCACCCACAGAAUUCAUUGUUUACCCUGUCACUCUUCUGACUGGGAUUCCAACCACAAGCGACAGUGAGUCUAAGUGGAAGGUUCAUUUGAAACCAGUCUUGUCUGUACCAUUUUGGAUUCCACCUGACACAGUUUAACCAUUUCUCUCUGGAUUUUCCCCUGGCCCUGUACGUGCAAAUGGCAAAAAUAUCUGCAGUGACAGAGAGCCUUCUUUACUGUUGUAUAGUGUCACAUUCUUGCGGUCGCUGCAACCAUUGUUUAAAUUAGCAAUGAGUACUUUUUAUGGGGUGGGAGGAGGUGUGUAGCAGAGGCUAGCUAAAGUAGCUGGCUAGCUAGUCACUGAAGGGCUACUGACUUUUGCUAUGUGUUGUGUUCAUUGUUCAUAGCCCACAAGGUUUCAUGUGUGUACAUUGGAUGUGUUUAACUUAAGGGCACACUGCUAGUUUCCCUCUACUAGCUCACCCAUCCCAGGGAGACUCGCCACUAAGUCCAAAAUUUCAAUGGUAUCAUAAAAAAGGGAGAUUGCAGGUGCGUACCUGCCUCGGAUCAGCUUUGUUGUGGAAGCAGCGGGCUGGAGCUGACAGGAAAAGGGUGUCAUCCUGCCGAAAUCCCUGGAAGAGGAGGCGCUGCAUUCAUCUUAAAGUCAGUGCAGCGCUAAGCAAGAUGGCUCGGCGAGGCAACCUCUGUCAUCGCUCUCGAGGAACAGCUGCACCAAUGAAGAGGCGGCAUGGUGGGACGGUAGGUCUUUACGAAGCAGAUGCUAAGAGGCUAUAACCCAGCGAGCCUACCCACAGCUCCCCACCCAAGUGAGAAACCGCCCUCGACGUCUUCCUCAGAGGGCUUAGGCCAACAGACUCAUGGCAGCAGGUCCAACAUCGCUCUCCAUGGCAAUCUCAUUGAAGCGCUGUCCCACCCCGAUGACCUGGAGGCCAUUUUAAAAUACCGGCACUCUAACGUCUGAAUGGAUGAGCUGGAUGGAGAAAGGAGGCGACCGAGGGACUGUGGCAGCUCCAAUCAGGGCAGUGGCGGAGUGGUGAGACCUUUGGUGCCGGGGGCAACCACGGGCGGUAGACGUCAGGGAGCAGCCGCUGGGAAACGGAAGCAGGCUGGCCUAGACAGGGCGCUGGCAGCAGCAUGCGCCGCAAAAUGAAAAGGGUAGUCUGCUUGGGACAGUUUGAGGUGGACACGGGACCCCAGUGACAUCCGUCAUUGACACAGGCUCCACCAUCGGCCCGAUUCACACAGGACUGCUGCCACAGUGCACCCUGGGUUCCCACGGACAUUCGGCUGGAGACGGCGACGGGGCGGAUGCAGCAGCCCCCAUCAACCAGCAGCCAGGGUGGGCUCCACUGCCACGGCGGGACGGGGCAGAGGCUAAGGUCAUGGAGGUGGCAGUGGCAGGCGCAGAGAUGGUUCACACCCCGGUACAGUUGUACCGGUACUUACUUCGGUGCUGCAAGAAACUACCCACUCCGGUCAUGCAACAGCACUAUCGACAUGCAGUAAGACAGGGAUACAACAGCCAUGCAGAUGAAGACGACCCUCACCGGAUACGGCAGAUCAUUCAGCGGGCCAUUCAGGACGCCGACUGGAUCCUCGGCAAAUACAAGCAAGAAUAGAGGAAGUAAGCAAAAGAGGCUUCGGAUGGGAAAGAACGAUGUCAUCGUUCUGCGCUUCUAUUGGUCAGGGAAGACCCGCGAUGGAGUGCUGUUAGCUUGUGGCCAAAGCGCUAAAACAUGCAUCAGACAUGCCGGGGCUAAUGGUGCUGGAUGCUUAGAAAUGGAAUGUCCCAGUACUUGGCACUGAGACUGAGGAUUCUGAAACCUCCUAAUGCUGACACGUGCUGUCCAUCACUUGUGGGAACCAAUCAAAAUAUUUGCUUGC
Molecule: messenger RNA, 3508 nt
Organism: Anguilla anguilla (European eel)
Lineage: Eukaryota; Metazoa; Chordata; Actinopteri; Anguilliformes; Anguillidae
Gene: lyrm9
Product: LYR motif containing 9
Exons: 4
Coding region: 3007-3243 (78 amino acids)
Source: RefSeq, a predicted model, not a curated record